Molecule: messenger RNA, 5982 nt
Organism: Pseudozyma flocculosa PF-1
Lineage: Eukaryota; Fungi; Basidiomycota; Ustilaginomycetes; Ustilaginales; Ustilaginaceae
Exons: 2
Coding region: 1-5982 (1993 amino acids)
Biological process (GO): rescue of stalled cytosolic ribosome; ribosome-associated ubiquitin-dependent protein catabolic process
Cellular component (GO): RQC complex; cytosol
Molecular function (GO): zinc ion binding; ubiquitin protein ligase activity; ribosomal large subunit binding
Source: RefSeq, a predicted model, not a curated record
AUGGCCAAGGGAGGCGCCCGCGGCAAGUCGUCGGCCUCGUCGGCGACCCGCAAAAAGCAGGCCGCAAAGGCAGCGAAAAAGGUCGCCCUCGAGAGGGAUGCCGACGGUAACCUCCUCCACCCCGAGGCCUACGAGGCGCUCCAGAAACCCUCGCAGCCCGCCCAGCGCGGCCAGAAGAAGGACAAGAACAAGGGCAAGGACGGCAAGGGAAAGGGCAAGGGCAAGUCGGACAGGAAAAAGCAGUUCAUACCGCCACCCAAGCCCCCCCAGCCGCUGCCCGACCCGCUCGACUCGAUGGGCCUCGCGUCGCUCCUGCCCGCCGACCUCGUCGUCCUGCUGCGCAAGGCGUCCAAAAAGGACGUCGUCACCCGAUGUCGCGCGCUCGAGGGGCUCCUCGCUUGGAUCGAGGAUGCGCUCCGUCCAAGCGCCACGGGGAUCAAAGAUGCAGAUGUCAGGCAGGCCGCUCGUGGCGACCGCGGCGACGACUCAGGGACCUCGAGCGAAGAGAAGAGAGAGGCGCUCGUCAUGAUGCUGCCGUGCUGGGUCCACCUGUUCCCGCGCCUCGCCCUCUCCCCCACACGACGCCUCCGCCUGCUCACCAGCCAGAUCCAGUCGCUCCUACUGCAAAAAGCGCCCGACGACGCCGACGCUUCUUCCUCGGCGUCGUCGUCCACCCGGACCGAACUGCUUCAGUCGCCGUCCUACGUCGAGUCCAUGUUGGGCCCCUGGGCGAUCCUCAGCUACGACAUCGACCGCUCCAUCGAACGCAUCGGGAGAGCGACGUGGAACAGCAGCGUGGCAUGGCAGCCUUCCGCCGAGCUCGGUGCCGCCGGGAGCGAGGACCGCCUCGUGCUGCCCGACUACCUCGAGCUUCUCAUCGAGCACAUUGGGCUGCUGCUCCAGUCGCCCUCGCCGUCGGCGGCCCUCGCUCUCACCUCGGCCCACGCAUCUGGCCUCACCGGGGACACGCCGAGCGCCGCAGCAUCGGGCGUCUCGACUCCUGCCCUCGCCGGUUCCAGGGACCGCGACGCCAAGAACCGCGACGACACCAACGUCGAAGAGGACACGGCCGCCCUUGACAAGCGGCUGGUGGCGGGCGCGCUGUCGGUGCUCUCCUUCAUCGUCCAGCAGCAUCCCUCGCCCAAGCCCAUCGAGGCUCUUGAGCCGCUGCUGUCUUCCAAGCUGCUCUGGUCGUCGAUGUCGCCGGCAAACCUCUUCGCCGGCCACGGCUCUGUGGCAUCCUCGUUCGGCUUCGACGCGCCAGUCGUCCGAGCCCGUGCCUGGCACCUGCUGCGAGACCUGCAUGCCGCGAUGCCCGAGGUCCUCGACCGCCACGUCGAGGUCUACGGCACGGUGGCAAUGUCGGCGGCGUGGCAGGAACGCGACACCGCAGUGCAGCGCGCCAUGCUCGAUGCCCUCUUGCCCGUCCUCAAAGCCAGACCGUCGCUCUGGAUGGUCGGGCAGGGCCAGCAACCGGCGCCGGCCCGGAAUCGGGGCGACGAGGACGAGGAUGAGAGCGGAGACGAAGAGAGCGAAGGGACCGAAGACGAGGGCGGCGAUGACGACGACGACGAGGAGGAAGGCAACGAUGAUGACUCCUCCGACGAGCAAGGAAACGGCGGCGGCGGCACCAUGUCGAGAUCGCAUUCGACUGCCACGAGCCACCCUCGCAGUUACACCGACUUCCUGCGCUGGCUGCAGACGGGCUGCGGCGGCGCACCGACGCUCGGCUACCCGACCGUCCUCGUCUUCCUGUCGACGCUGCCCACGGCCGCCUUCGAUGCGACCUCACACGACCAGAGCUCGGAGUUCCUGAACAACCUCUACUCUGCGCUCUACAGCCGCGAUCUCGACAGCGAUCCCGCCGGUUCGCGGGCGUUCCUCACGUCGUUCUGCGAGUGCACCGUCUAUCUCGCCUCGAAGGUCUUCCGUAAUGACAGCGCCGAGGAGACGCUGCGCUCGGCCGACGCGGCCAAGCUGGCUCAGCAGCACCUCGGCCUCGUCUGGCGCGAGCUCGUCCUGGCCCUCGCACCGGUGUCUGGGGAGCAAGCCGACGACGAGGCUCUGGUCGACGCCGUAUCGGAAGGCAAGGCUCGAAAGGCGAGGAUCGGGAGCAUGGGCGAUCAGCGCAUCGCUUCUGAGCUCAUCGGGGGCGUCCGAAAGCUGUACAACAUCGACCAGGAUGGCAGGGUCGGUGCGGGCAUCCUGCAGGUCUUCAGGGGCGACCUCCUCUCUGCUGCCGAGAGCGCCUCGCUGGCAUCAAUCGACCCGUCGUCUUCGGCGAGUUCGAGCGAUACGCAGCACGGCCUGACCCGGGCGAUCGGCAUCCUCGCCGGACUGCUCCUGGCGCCCGCGGUCAUGACCGAUGCGGCUCGCGCCAGCAAGGUGCGCUCGGCGGCGGCCGAGGUCAGCCAAGAGGUCCUGGCCAAGGCGGCCGCCUCCUUCAACCAGAACGCGGCGAGCGCGGCCAACGACAGCGCAGGCUCGACCGGCAAGCUCGAUGCACAGGCCUCACUGAUGGCCUCGGUCGUUCGAGCCUUGACGGCCGCCGGCGUCUCGAUCGACGACUCCACCCUCGAAGCCCUCGAAAGGGCUGCCUCGCAAUCACUGCCCCAGCUGACGAUGCAGCGCAACAUCACCCCCUCCGUUGCUUCGUCGUUCCUGGCGGCCUAUCUGCCGGUCUGCUCGGACGCCGAGGCGCAGCUGCGCACCUGGAAUGAGGUCCUCGCAUCGGUGGCCAGGCUCUCGAACGUCGCCGACCAGGUCGAGGUCCUCGGCGAGCUGAUCGCAGCCGCCGAAGCCGCGGGACCCGGGUCGGGCAUGGACCACCUCAAGCAGGCCGAGGCUUCCUCGGGCCUCGACGAGGUGGCCAUCUCGCUGACGGCCCGACUCUGCGACGCCGAAGCCGAAGCUGGAUCCGAUGCGCCGCUCUCCAAGCUCAAGGCCAGGGAUGUCGUCUGCAGGCUGAUGAUCGCGCCCAAGCCGUUCGUCGAGGUCACGGUGGCCGAGCAGAUGCUCGCAAUAGUCACUUCGACCAUCGAGCACCUGCGCUACGCGAGCAUCGACCACGCUCUCUCGGCCAGCUCGUCGGGACCCGGAUCGACGGAGCGCACGAGGGCGGCCCGGGUGCUGCCGGACCUGAUCGGAUGCCUGAAGGCUUGGGUCAGCGCAGGCAGCCGCGACGACAAGGUCCGCAAGCUGCUGGCGUCCUCGACCUCGUCCGGCGUCGUUGCCGCCGUCUUUGACCUGGCCUUUUUCUGCGCCAACCCGGCGUCGAUGGCGACUUCGGUCGAGUCGGCCUUGCAUUCGGCCGCGGCACCGUCGUUCCGCAGCACCGCCACGGCCGCGCUGGAGCUCUGGAAGCUGAUGAUCUCGAUCGCGGAUCAGCCAGCCCGGGAGCAGGUGUUGCAGGCGGGGCUGGCCAGCUCGAGCGAGCAGCUGCUGGACACCAAGGUUCCGGUUGCCUCGGUCGUCUCGGCAGCUGAGCAGAUCAGCCGGCAGCUGCCGGCGACGGCCGGCGGCGCCACAGCGGUGCUUCCGACCACCGAUGAUCUGGAUGCGAUGCUGGUCCGUUGUGCCCGCACGGAGCCGAACGCGACGCUCUCGAUCCUCGAUCCCUCGGUGCCGCAGUCUGGACCCGAGGACGAGGCAUCCGCCUCCAUCCGGGCGGACUACGAUGCAGAGGGCCUAAGCAGCUACGCAAGGACGGCUCUGGCGCUCGUCAGGCUGCUCAGGAACGACCGAGACCUGGCGCGCCAGCAGCGGCAGCGGCGGCAUCUGCACCACGCUGUCUGGCUCGCGCUGCUCGCCGAGGACGAGCUGUUGCAGCCAGGAAGCUCGAAGCAGUGCUUUGCCCCGGACGCUGUCUCCCGCCCGCUCCUGACCACAAUCUUGCAGGAGUCGGUCGGCGUGGCUACGGCCAUGCUGUCGGCCGAGGCGGAGCGCAUCGAUGCGCAGUGGCACCUCGACCUGGUGGCCACCUUGCAGAAGCGCGAGGUGUCGACGCGCGCCGGGCUUGGCCAGGUGCUCGGCACCGUUUGGUCGUUGGCGCGAGAGCAUCCCCGGAGCUCGCACCUCGCGAGGCUCUUUGGUCGGUUGCUGUCUGGCUGCCUCAGCUUCGGCUCCGUCUCGCCGCAGGAGGGGGAGAGAUGGCUCAAACUGGGUCGGUCCGUCUCUGACGGCGCUGCCGGCCUCGCACAGGCGACGAUCAUCGCCGUCAAGCCCUAUGUGCAGGAGACGCAGGCCUACGAUCGGCUGCGAAACGAGCUCGCCGCCAACCUGGCGGGCGUGCCCGCGUCCAAGGCCAACGACCAGGGUCUCGCUCUGCUCCGCCUGCUCGUCGGAGCGGCCCCUGGCGACGAUGCGGACGCGCCGCUCAUCCCGCAGCAGAGGGCCAUCUUCCUGCUGCAGACGCUGCAAAAGUGGAUCGCGAGCGACGAGGACAUCGACGAGGAGAUCAACGUCCGCCUCGCCCAGAUCUUUGUCGCCCUGAUCCCGAUCGUGCAGGAUGUGGCGGGCAGCCACGUCGAUUUCUUCUUCGACCUUGUCGAGUCCAACCUCGACGUCGCCGCCCUCGCCGACGAGGCCAGCCUGCCGGGUCUCUACUUUUCGCUGCGGCUGCUCGAGACGCUGCGGGACUUUGCGCUGCGCAACUCGAGCCUGCGCGGCAUCUGGAAGGAGCGCAAGGAGGCAUGCCUCGACCUGGUCCGCGAUCUCUUUGUCUCGCUCGCCGACGACGUCAAGACGGAGGGCGGCGCGCCGCCUCGCUCGUCGACGCCCAAGGAGGCGUGCGCCGAGCUGAUUGUCGAUCUGGUCCGCGAGGUGCCCAGCAAGAGCUUCGACCUCGACGUCACAUCGGCGCCGCUCUGCAAGCUCAUGACGCACAGCGCGGUGCACGACGUGCAGGUGGUCAGCUACCGCCUCCUGAGCGCGUCGAUCAAGGACAGGGUCAAGGGGCUCGUCGUCGAAGCCGCAGUCGACAAGGGCCUCCUCUCGGACGCCGAGCAGCGGCAGAAGCUUUCCUUCCCGGCGGCGCUGCUCGACAACGUGGCCGACUCGCUGGACGCGCAGCUCGGGCUGCUCGUCGACGAGGAGGAUGCGCGCCGGGCGUCGUUUGGCUACUUUCUCUCGUGGAUCGCCAUCUUUGACCACUUUGAGGACGCCUCGCUGCAGCUCAAGGCGCUGUUUGUCGCCGAGCUCGAGAAGCGCGCGCUGGUGUCGGACAGCCUGCUCCCCUCGGUGUUUGCGUUGGCGGGCCUGCUCAACGAGGAGCGACGUCCGUUUGACCCGGCGCGCUGGGUCGUCGACGAGGUCUACCUCGACGAGAUCGACCCGUCGCCACUGGCCGUGGUGCAGGUCCUGGCGGCGCACGUCUACUUCCGUGCGCUGAUCCACAUCCCGACGCUGAUCCGCAACUGGUACCUCGACAUCAAGGACCGGCAGUUCUCGAUGCUCGUCUCGUCGUUCACGACGCGCCACUGCACGCCGCUGAUUGCGGCGCGCGAGCUGUCGCACCUGCGCGAGCCCGACGCGCUGUCGCGGCUGCAGGACGAGGCCAUGGCCAUCAAGGUGCUCUCGACCAACGAGGUCGUCGCCACGUACACGGUCGACGAGCACCCCAUGGAGAUUGGCGUGCGCAUCCCGCCCGACUUUCCGCUGCACGGCGUCGAGAUCCGCGACAUCCGCCGCGUCGGCGUCAGCGAGGCCCAGUGGCGCGCGUGGCUCCUCGCCGUCCAGCAGCUCAUUACGGGCCAGAACGGCCUCAUCUUUGACGCCCUCAGCCUCUUUAAGCGCAACGCCGAGGUCCAGUUCGAGGGGCUCGAGGAAUGCGCCAUCUGCUACUCGAUCAUCAGCCCCAUGGACCGCUCGCUCCCCACCAAGCCGUGCAAGACGUGCAAGAACAAGUUCCACGCCGGCUGCCUCUUCAAGUGGAUCAGCACCAGCGGCAGCUCAACGUGCCCGCUCUGCCGAAGCAUCCUCUGA